This is a messenger RNA of Puntigrus tetrazona (Sumatra barb), 2697 nucleotides long. RefSeq names its product piwi-like protein 2. The coding region runs from base 1 to 2697 and encodes 898 amino acids. The transcript is spliced from 18 exons. The record is from RefSeq and is a predicted model, not a curated record. Gene Ontology annotation, cellular component: P granule. Gene Ontology annotation, molecular function: protein binding; piRNA binding. NCBI's taxonomy places the organism in Eukaryota, Metazoa, Chordata, Actinopteri, Cypriniformes, Cyprinidae. Gene Ontology annotation, biological process: regulatory ncRNA-mediated gene silencing.
AUGGAUCCGAAGCGACCCCCCUUUCCGGGGCCCCCAGGGGUCACCCGCAUGCCGUGGAUGCCGUCUGCAGGAGAUCAGGGGCCGUCGCCCGACCAGCCCUCAUUGGGACGAGCCAGAGGUCUGGUUCUGCCUAAAGAUGAACCUCUUCCCGGACGAAGUAGAGUACCUGGAGAAGUGCCUGUACGGUUUGGGAGCGCCAUCACUGUAAGACAGCCUGCGGUGGGCGUUUCUAGAGGUGUGCGAUUACCGACGGACGCCGGAGGUUUCGGAAGAGCCCGAGGGUUUCUGCUGCCCGGUUUUGGGAUGGGCAGAGGGGCUCCUGUGGGGCCUGUGCCUACGCCGGACAUCAAAAAAGCAGACGUACGGGAGAAGAGGCCUGUGCUGCAAACAGAGGUGACUCCAGCGAUUGCUCAGAUUGCGGCUCCUGGGCCGGGGUCAUCGCUGAUGUCCAUGUUCAGGGGCCUGGGCAUUGAACCGGGAAAGACAUGGGGGAGAGGAGCCACGCCUGUUGGACGGGGGGCAGCAGGCGACUUGGGGACGGACGUCCAGUCGGCCGACCGCUCUGACUCGGAAAGGGAAGAAUCGGGCUUAGAAGAAUCCUUUAGUUUCCUGGGCAGAGGAUUUGUUGGCGUUGGCCGAGCCGCGUUGCCUCAUAUAGGUGUAGGUCGUGGGCGAUUGGCCCGUCGGGCCCCGUUUCUCCCGUUGCGGCCCCGGUCUCUGAAGAAGCACCGGUUCCUCCAGGAACGCCCCCGAAAGUUGAAGGAGCCUCUGCAGAAAACCGGAACAAAAGGCAGUCCUGUAUCCAUCGGGUCAAACUACAUCCCCAUCUGCUGCAAAAAUGAAGCUGUGUUUCAGUACCAUGUUACUUUCACGCCGAACAUUGAGUCUCUGAGUAUGCGCUUCGGUAUGAUGAAGGAGCACCGGUCUACGACGGGGGAGGUGGUGGCCUUUGAUGGAUCCAUCCUCUAUCUGCCGAAACGUCUUGAAGAGGUUGUUCAUCUUAAAGCCGAGAGGAAAACCGACAAUCAAGAGAUCGACAUUAAGAUCCAGCUGACGAAGAUUCUGCCGCCCAGCUCUGAUCUGUGCAUCCCGUUCUACAACGUGGUCCUAAGGAGAGUGAUGAAAUUACUGGGGCUGAAGCUGGUGGGCAGAAACCAUUACGACCCCAACGCCGUUGUGAUUCUCGGCAAACACAGGCUUCAGGUGUGGCCUGGAUACUCCACCAGCAUCAAGCACACCGAUGGAGGCCUCUACCUCGUCGUGGACGUCUCGCAUAAGGUGCUGCGAAACGACUCGGUGCUCGAUGUCAUGAAUCUGAUUUACCAGGGAAGCCGUGAGAGCUUUCAGACGAGUGCACGGCGGAGUUUGUGGGCUCGAUCGCCAUCACGCCGCUAUAACAACCGCAUUUCUACCGUGAUCGACGACAUCGAGUGGUCCAAGUCUCCCAAAGACACCUUCACCUUGGCUGAUGGGACCGUCACCACGUUUGUGGAUUACUACAGGAAGAACUAUGGCAUCGCCGUAAAGGAGCUGGACCAACCGCUGCUCAUCCAUCGUCCCAAAGAGAGGUCCAGACCUGGAGGAAAGGUCAUGACGGGUGAAAUCCUGCUGCUCCCGGAGCUCUCCUUCAUGACCGGCAUCCCCGAGAAGAUGAGGAAGGACUUCAGAGCCAUGAGGGUACAAAUCAGAUCUGACCGCACAUCAACGUGGGGAGCCGAGCAGCACACCCGGAGCCUCAAGCAGCUGCUGCACAACAUCAACAGCAGUAACGAAGCGCUCUCAGAGCUGGGUCGCUGGGGCCUCGGCGUCAGCCAGGAGAUUCUAGUGACUCAAGGAAGAACUCUGCCCAACGAGACCAUCUGCUUGCAUUCAGCUUCUUUUAUCAGUGACGCCUCCGGCGUAGACUGGUCCAGAGGUGGUUCGAGACCCCUCUAUCAGCACCUUCUUCGGUUCUCCUGUAUCUGUCUCCUGCUUGCUCUCGGUCAGGUUCCUCUGAACUGCUGGGCUGUUUUCUAUCCCCGGCGGGCGACCGAUCAGGCAGAGGAGCUGGUGACUACUUUUACUAAGGUGGCCGGACCAAUGGGCAUCAAAAUUGAGCGGCCCAUCCGCAGUGGAGCUCACGGGACGAUCGUAACCGAGACCUUCAUCAAGAGCAUUCACUCUCAACUCACCAGCGAGGCUCUUAUUCCCAGGUUAUCAACGUUCGGACCAUCUCUCAGCCAGAGGCAGAAGCUCCAGAGCAUCGGCCGUCAGAAGAUCCUUCUGCAGAUUAACUGCAAGCUGGGAGGAGAGCUGUGGACGGGUGAACGCCUCCUCUGGGUUACCUUCCAGAUGCCUCUACGAGGAGAUAAUCAGCAGCUUCAGGGUCUGUCUGCUGAUGGCCCUGUGAAAUACUACGCAGCCAUUUCUCGCCGCCGGAGUAGACUACACUUCCCCGAGAAGAUCGUCAUCUAUCGCGACGGCGUGUCUGACGGACAGCCCAAGACGGUGGAGCUUUACGAUCCUCAGGUCCUGAAGUGCUUCGAGACCAUCCCAACUACGAUCCGGCUGGCUUUCAUCGUGGUGCAGAAGAGGAUCAGCACCACCCUGUACUCCUGCGGAUCUGACCAGUUCGCACGCCCUCGCCGGAACCGUCCUGGACCACACCGCUACCAACAGAGACUGGUCGGUGUCCAAGAGCCGCUUCAGAGCGACUGA